Eucalyptus grandis is the source of this 864-nucleotide messenger RNA. Its product is annotated as DNL-type zinc finger protein. Lineage: Eukaryota; Viridiplantae; Streptophyta; Magnoliopsida; Myrtales; Myrtaceae. The coding region runs from base 127 to 696 and encodes 189 amino acids. The transcript is spliced from 2 exons. Gene Ontology annotation, biological process: protein folding; protein import into mitochondrial matrix; protein stabilization. Gene Ontology annotation, molecular function: zinc ion binding; protein-folding chaperone binding. Gene Ontology annotation, cellular component: mitochondrion. The record is from RefSeq and is a predicted model, not a curated record.
CUGACCCAGCUCGUGUAGCCAAUUGAGCCGUGCCGAGCCGACUCGUGCCGACUCAACCAGACUCGGUUAUCCCCCCUCCCAAAUUCCCACCAUCAAUCGGUUGAAGAAGCCGAGCUCGGCUCUCCCAUGGCGGCAGCUGGUGCUGGGAAGAUGCUGCAGAGGCGGAUCCUCUCCCUGUUCGCCGCUGAUCGUGCCCAGAAUCUCCUUCCCGCUGAAGCCUCACAACGUAUUCUUCCUUCCGCUAAUGCAUUGUUCAGUAGAUACAAUCUUUAUGAAAGAGGCUUGAAGACUCAAGCAGAGGCCAAUGAGGACUUGAAAAACCAAGAAGUCAGUGAAAGGAAGCCGAACAAUUCCCUUCCAAAUGAACUGAAGGGCAAUGACAAUUCUGAAGUCAAGUACUCUGCCAUAUCCAACUUGAAAACCUCUUCAAGGCAUGAUCUUGCCCUGGUCUUUACUUGCAAGGUCUGUGAAACGAGAUCGGUGAAGACGGCUUGUCGUGAAUCGUAUGAGAAAGGUGUAGUUGUGGUCAGGUGUGGCGGUUGCAAUAAUCUACACCUGAUAGCGGAUCGGCUUGGGUGGUUUGGAGAGCCUGGGAGCAUAGAGGAUUUCUUGGCUGCUCAAGGAGAGGAAGUCAGGAAAGGGUCUGUCGAUACCUUGAAUUUGACUUUAGAGGAUUUAGCUGGAACCAGAAAUUGAGAAUGCUUCCGAAUAUUGGUUGUGUGAAUCGCAGCUGUAUUGCCUUAGAAAAUUUUUGAAUCUUGAUCAUAUCACUUGUUGGCAGUUGCUUCAGGUUGUAAGGUAGAAUUACUGGAGCCUCUUCAGUGCGAUUUUGCUGAUAUUAUGAGUAUAGUAGCUUUGUUACCA